This is a messenger RNA of Arachis stenosperma, 2175 nucleotides long. RefSeq lists its product as uncharacterized. The transcript is spliced from 9 exons. Lineage: Eukaryota; Viridiplantae; Streptophyta; Magnoliopsida; Fabales; Fabaceae. The coding region runs from base 69 to 1994 and encodes 641 amino acids. The record is from RefSeq and is a predicted model, not a curated record. Gene Ontology annotation, molecular function: protein binding.
ACUACUACUGCUUCUUACUACUUAUUAUUAAAGAAAGAGAAACAGAUAGAUAGAGAAAGAAAGAGAUAAUGGGGUCUUUGGCAAUGGUAGCUGAAAGUGAAGCAAAGAAGAAGGAAGGAGCAAUGUGGUUGUAUCCAAAGGUUUUGGGUUUCAAUCCUUCUCAAAGAUGGGGUCACUCUGCUUGCUUCUCCAAUUCCCUUAUGUAUAUCUUUGGGGGCUGUUGUGGGGGGCUGCAUUUCAGCGAUGUUGUGUGUUUAGACCUCGAGAAAAUGGCCUGGAGCAAGCUCACCACCACGGGCGAAAAGCCGGGACCUAGAGAUAGCCACAGUGCUGUUCUUGUUGGGAACAAGAUGAUUGUGUUUGGUGGCACAGAUGGCUUCAAGAAGGUAAAUGACACUCACAUCCUCGACCUUGUCACGAAAGAGUGGAUUCGGCCAAUGUGUCAUGGGACUCCUCCUUCGCCGAGGGAGAGUCACACUGCCACUCUUGUUGGUGACAAGAGGAUAGUUAUCUUUGGUGGUAGCGGUGCAGGCGAGGCAAACUACUUGAAUGAUUUGCACAUUCUAGACCUUAGAACAAUGAAAUGGAGUUCGCCUUUGUUGAAAGGCGAAUUCCCUGUCCCCAGGGACAGUCACACAACUCUUGCAAUAGGCAACAAGCUUGUUGUGUAUGGCGGAGAUUGCGGCGAUCACUAUCAUGGGGAUCUUAGUAUGCUUGAUAUGGAAACAAUGACUUGGUCAAAGUUGAAAAUUCAAGGUUCUUCACCAGGAGUAAGGGCUGGUCAUGCCGCCGUGAAUAUUGGUACCAAGGUGUACAUCAUUGGAGGAGUAGGAGAUAACCGUUAUUAUAACGACAUUUGGGUCUUUGAUAUCUGCACUUGUUUGUGGACUCAACUCGAUGCUGGUGGUCAACAGCCGCAAGGGCGGUUUUCUCAUACGGCCAUUGUCAUGGACAUGGACAUUGCCAUGUUUGGCGGCAGGUGUGGAGAAGACGAACGUCCUCUAAAUGAAUUGUUAGUAUUGCAGCUUGGAGGGGAGCAUCUGAUCGGAGGCCAUAACAUUUCGAUGUGCAAAGUUUUUGGAACUUAUUGGAAUCAAGAAAAGAGGACUAUUCCAGAAGCAGAUAACAACUUGAAUAUGCCACCAACAGAAGGACUAGGAAAAUGGGGUUGUGAACUAGUUUCGGAGAAAGCGCAGCCUUAUCAGUUUGAUUCAGGUAUUUUGCAACAGAAGAGAAGAAGAAUUGCGGCUGCGAAGGUGUGGGAUGUUGAUUCAGAGCAAGAAGAGCAUUCUCUUUCGCAUUCGCAGCAUUCUUCGCCAUCUCAGUCCGAUCAAGAACAGACCCCAGGUCAAAAGGUGAAUGCAUCCGUCAUGGAUUCGCAACGGUAUCAUUUGUUCAAACAUAUCAAUAGAAUUCCAAGCAAUGAAAAUGGCUUGAGUAAUAAGAAAUCUUUGAGUUUAAACAAUGUCACACAAAGAAGUCCACAACCACCAGAUCUUCAUCUCCUAGAUCAUCAACAGAAACAAGAAGCCGCAGAUCAGAAGCCGGUAGCGCGAGGACACGUUCAGCAUCUGAUUGGUGCUGAAGUUCGAGGGAAGGUCGACGGAGCCUUCGAUUCGGGGUUGCUCAUGACUGCAACCGUGAAUGGAAGAAUUUUCAGAGGAGUGUUGUUUGCACCUGGAGCAGGAACAAGCAGUGCUGAGCCAAAUUGUUCUUUACCAUGUUCAUUUCCUUCAACUCAUCAUCAAACAUUGAUGAACACAAACCAAGUAGAGAUUUUGAGGCAUUAUUCCAAGCAGGUAGCUAACAAUAAUAAUAAUAAUAAUGGUAGGCAAGAUCUAAUAGCUACUAGACCAUUUCCAAUAAUGAGAGGCACUAAUAAUGGAUCAUUAUCCAGAGACCAUAAUAAUAAUAAUAGUAAUAAAAUGAGGAGUGAUCUUCAAGGAUUGGCUUUGACACUUGGAGGGCCUGCUAGUAGUGGCAACAAUGCUUGAAAAUUAGUGAUUAGUGAUGAGGAGGGUAACUAAUAAGGUUCAUGUGAUGUAAAUUUUAGAAAUAAUUAUUAUUCCUUUGUACUUCUAUGGUUUAUUGAGUUUAUGUGAUCAACCAUUAUUUGUGUAGAUGUUUUGUUCACAUUUUUUAGUAAUGAGCAAGUCUUUUAAUUUCUUGCCACCA